AUGGAAUCUUCCGUAAUAUUAAAAGAUUUUUUGAUUUCGAGAUCAUACUUAGAGGACAUAAUAUCUUUUGAUCAAUUCUCAAAAUUGCUUAAAGGAGAAGCAGAUGAUGUUGUACAUCAACUCUAUUCGGAUCUCUCAAAGCAAAGAAUAGACGUUGUAGACCAAGUAAAACAACUGGUUGACAGAGAAUUUCAGUUACCGUUGGACAAUGUAAGGUAUUCAGCACAAACAGAUUUGAAGCAAAUAGGAAAGCUUAGCCUUGUGGAUUUACUUAAUAAACUAACUUCUUUGCAGGAGAGUAUCGCUUCUGAUUCUACUUCAUUAGAUAUUCAAAUUAGAGAGAUACAAACUGAAUUGAUGAAGUCAAUAGAAAAUUUAAGCAAUCUUAGAUUUGGAAAUUCAUGGGCUAGAGGUGGAGAUAAUACUGAAGUGCAAACAAUAGUACAAAAUUCAUUAGAAAGCAUAAAGAAAUGUGAAAGUUACAUUAAAAGAAGAAAGAUAGUACAGAAAGCAUAA
Messenger RNA from Dujonia railenensis, 516 nucleotides. The record is from the annotation of a GenBank genome assembly. NCBI's taxonomy places the organism in Eukaryota, Fungi, Ascomycota, Pichiomycetes, Serinales, Debaryomycetaceae.